Molecule: messenger RNA, 3163 nt
Organism: Melanotaenia boesemani (Boeseman's rainbowfish)
Lineage: Eukaryota; Metazoa; Chordata; Actinopteri; Atheriniformes; Melanotaeniidae
Gene: aspg
Product: asparaginase homolog (S. cerevisiae)
Exons: 17
Coding region: 225-2171 (648 amino acids)
Biological process (GO): amino acid metabolic process
Molecular function (GO): protein binding; asparaginase activity
Source: RefSeq, a predicted model, not a curated record
CUUGGAGGGGUGCAGAUUUGGAACAGAGAAGUCAGCAAAUUAAAAAGUCAUUAAAUAAUUAUUCCGCCCUCCGGAUGGAAGCUGUUUUCUAGUUUAAAAAGCGGGAGAAACGCGACAUGUAAGACAGCUCGCUGACAGCUACAGACCACCGUAUUUUCAUCCUUGUCAACUAGCGGUUUUAACGGCACCGGUUUCUUCAAGCCAUCUUUGCCACCUGCUGCAACAUGACAUCCCUCUCCCGGGCACUAUCUCAACCUACACUCGCUCCGACUAAAGGGAGUGAUUUUUCUGGGCCAAGUGUUCAGCUGCACCCAUGCCGUAGCAGAAAACUGUCGAGCUGCAGCUCGCUCGAGAACGCCGACCUGCUAACUUCACCUUGCGCACCCGAAACGCGAGUCCUUGUCCUCAACACCGGAGGAACCAUCGGGAUGACCCCGCAUGAUAACGUUCUUGCCCCGAAAGCAAAUGCUCUUGUGGAAAGCCUGCGCAAGCUGCCCAUGCUGCAUGAUGAGCUGUAUGCCCAGCAGACCUGCCUGUUUCAGUACUAUGGAUCUAACACCCUGGUCCUGCCGAUGAGUAAAUCAGAUAAGAGGAUAGUCUACACUGUCCUGGAGUACAAUCCUCUGCUUGACUCCUCCAACAUGACUACAGAGGACUGGGCCAAAAUUGGAAAGGACAUUGAGAAACAUUAUGAAAGCUACGAUGGCUUUGUGAUCCUCCAUGGCACAGACACUAUGGCUUAUACAGCCUCUGCCUUGUCCUUCAUGUGUGAGCAUUUGGGUAAACCCGUGAUUCUCACCGGUUCUCAGGUGCCCAUCUAUGAGCUGAGGAAUGAUGGUAGAGACAACCUGCAGGGGGCGCUGCUAAUUGCUGGACAAUUUAUCAUUCCUGAGGUGUGCUUGUAUUUCUACAACAAACUCUACAGAGGGAAUCGUGUGACUAAGGUGGAUGCCGGGAGUUUCAAUGCAUUCUCUUCUCCUAACUUGGUUCCUCUGGCCACUGCUGAGGUGGACGUUGUAGUAAACUGGGACGUAGUGUGGAGGACAGUCACUACGGCAAAGUUCCAAGUCAGUACUGACCUGAAUUGCAACGUUGGGCUGCUCAGGCUUUUCCCAGGAAUCACUGCUGCUUCAGUGAAGGCUUUCCUGCAGGCGCCCAUGGAGGGUAUCGUCCUGGAGACCUACGGAAGUGGAAAUGCACCAGAUAACCGUCCUGACCUGCUGGCUGAGUUGAAGAAGGCGACUGAUGCGGGUGUCAUCAUGAUCAACUGCACACAGUGUCUGAAGGGGACUGUGUCAGUGUCCUACGCUACCGGCCAGGUGCUGGCAGAAGCAGGCCUGAUAGCUGGUAGUGACAUGACUCCUGAGGCCGCUCUGUCAAAACUCUCCUAUGUUUUGGCCAAGAAGGACCUCGAUCUGAAAUCUAAGAAGAAGAUGAUGGCUCAGAACCUGCGAGGUGAAAUGAGCAUUGAACUGCACGGAGCUAGCCUGUGUCUAAGCAACAGCCAAUUCAUCCAGGUUAUUGCCAAGACGCUGAGCAUCAGCUGCAAAGAGGACCUGGCCGCCAUCCGUGACGCUCUGUUUUCUCCACUGGCAUGCGCUGCUGUUAAGAGCGGAGACAUAGAUGCUUUAAAGACCAUCAAAGAAAUGGGUGCCAGCUUGUUUAUGGGCGACUAUGAUGGGCGUACACCUCUACAUGUUGCUGCUAGUGAGGGUCACUUCAAGAUGGCUGAGUUCCUACUGGAAAAUGGAGCCUCGGUCCAUGCUAAAGAUCGCUAUGGAGACACACCCCUAUCCAAUGCUGUGCGCUUCAGAAAAAAGGAAGUUGUGAAGCUGCUGAGAAAGACUGGAGCCCACUUUUCCAGAGACCAGUUGGAGGAAGCAGGAAAUGAACUGUGCAGCCUGGCAGUCAGCGGUGACCUGGAAGGCUUGGAAAUCUGGAGCCUUGCCGGGGCAGAUCUGAGUAAACCAGGAUACGAUGGAAAGAUGGCAGUUCAGGCGGCUGAAGCUGCUGGUAAAAGCGAAGUGAUGGUGUUUUUAGCUCAGCUCAUGACCAAUAAACCAAAGAGAUUUUGUGGUGAAUGUAAUAGGUAUGAUGAAUAUGAUGAUGAAAAUGAUGAUGAUGAGAACGGUGAAGUGAUCGAAUUCACCGCCCCGAUAAGAGGAAAGUAAGCUAACGCUGCCUCGAGGGACUCUUGUCUGCAGUUGUUUCCUGCUAAGCCGUCCUUUACACAACGUCCACUGUUACCCUGAUUUACUGCACAUAUAGUUUAUUAGCUUUACUGCUUCAGUAUUUCCUUCCUUACGUGAAUAUCACAGUAUAUAAGCACACCUUUGGAAGUAUGUUGUCCACAAAGGGCAUCGAUGCACAUAUGUUUAUUUUUUAAUGUUCCACAGUUGCCUACAGUAUGUUUGAGGAAAUAUUAUUCUGAAUGUUUUCAUCAAAUUAUUGUGUAUAAACUAAAGACCAUGACUAUUUGUCUUGUGAAGUGGUGUUGGACAAGUAGUCUGUUUCCAAAGCAAUACAUUAUAGCUUCCAUUUGGAGAUUUUAUGUCUUUGUGUGUUUGAAAUGUGAGUAAAAUACUGGAAAACAUGUAAACUCACAAAAAUAAGGCUGUGGUUUAUAUUCUCUUUGGUGUUAAUCAAUUGCAGCAUCGAACACUUGAGUCAGAGGAUAGUUUAGCUCCGGUGGCUCAGCUUCUUUACUUCCUGCUGCUCUGCAGGUAUCACGAAAACCCACAAGUCCCUUUAGGACUCAUCCAGCCUGUUUCUUGUGCUGAUUGACGAGCUGGCAUUGUUGCAUAUCUUGUACUUUGAAACGGAAAGGGGAAGUCCAGACUAUCAUGUGAGGCAGAUAAAAGUUUCCCUCACGUUUUCUGAAGGAAUGUCUUAGAUUUUUCCAUCUAUUAUCAUAAACAAUUAACUUAUGUGCUUAUUGCUCCUCUUUAAUGUGCAACAAAUAGCAUUAAUUGCACCACUCUUGUUAAUUAACUAAAUGCAGUCAGUGGUUGUGUGUUUAUAUCUUAAUAAUAAAAGAAAAUCACCUAUUUUUUUCUGAUUUUGCCACAGUUGUAAUACAAAAGAAAUUGUAGGGUUGUGUAAGAAAGGGAAUCAGUGCUGUUUCUUCUGAUAACAAUAAAAGAAUAAAUCAACUGUUUAAUGA